Corylus avellana is the source of this 1856-nucleotide messenger RNA. RefSeq names its product Phototropic-responsive NPH3 family protein. The record is from RefSeq and is a predicted model, not a curated record. Lineage: Eukaryota; Viridiplantae; Streptophyta; Magnoliopsida; Fagales; Betulaceae.
UUGUGCUCAUUUCCUAUCCUCUCAAGCUCCAACCUCUCUCUUUGUGCUCAUUUCCUAUCCUCUCAAGCUCCAACCCCUCCAACGGUAAGAAAAAAAAAAAUUUGUCCCGAAACACCCCAUGCUGACGGUUUCUGUUGCUCUUCUCAUUGUACAAGAAUCUCAGGGAUAAGUUGGUCAAUUAGACAGACAACCUCAAGAAAAAGAAUUAACUUUGUCUCCAUUUUAAUUUUACUGAUCUCAGUACAUUUACUUCUACCGUCCUACCCUGUAUUCCUAUGUCAUAUAUCUGGCACGAACUCCCUCCCUCCAACUUGUUCACCAAAAAUGAAGAGGCAAUCCUUUCCGGAAUCCGUCACUUUCCCGGGAAAAACAUCCCACUUCGAGGCCGAACUCUGGUUUGACGACGCAUGCAUCCUCGACAUGGACUACUUCGUGAAAACCCUCUCCGGCAUUAAGGCGAAGGGUGUCCGACACGAUCUAAUCGGUUCCAUAAUCACCCACUACGCCUCCAAAUGGCUGCCGGACCUCUCCGGCGGUAACGUGGCAGAGAAGAGCCUAACUAACUCCGAAGAGUCCCAGGAAAGCGUCACGGCUUCCUGGAUGAAGAAGCGGUUCUUCGUGGAAACCAUCGUGGGAGUUCUCCCUCCGGAGAGGGAUUCCAUCCCCUGCAACUUCCUCCUCCGCCUCCUCCGGACCGCCAACAUGGUUGGCGUCGAGCCAACGUACCGAGCCGAGCUGGAGAAGCGUAUAUCAUGGCAGCUGGACCAGGCUUCACUGAAAGAAUUGAUGAUACCGUCGUUUAGCCACACGUGUGGGACUCUGCUAGAUUUUGAGCUCGUCAUCAGGCUGGUGAAGAGGUUUGUGAAUUUGGAUGAGGCUGCUAAAUCUGGGGCUGCUGCAUUCAUUAAGGUGGCCAAGCUUGUGGACUCUUAUCUUGCCGAGGCCGCCGUCGAUUCCAAUCUGAGCUUGCCGGAUUUUGUUGCGCUCGCCGGAGCUCUACCUGGCCAUGCCCGCGCCACCGAAGACGGCUUAUACCGAGCCAUUGAUACUUAUCUCAAAGCACAUCCCGCAGCAUCAAAGCAAGAAAGAAAGAGUCUCUGCCGACUAAUUGACAGCCGGAAACUCUCACCGGAGGCAUCUCUUCAUGCAGCUCAAAACGAACGCUUGCCCGUUCGGGCAGUCAUCCAAGUGCUCUUCUCGGAGCAAAACAAGCUCAACCGCCAUAUUGAUUGGAGUGGCUCCUUCAGUGGCACCCGUAGCCCGGGCAUUGGGCUUGACUCCUCUGCCCGGUGCCACUCGAGGCGUGAAAUGACAGCCAACCAAAUGGAGAUAAGGAGGCUGAAGGAAGAUGUUGUGAGGCUUCAAAGCCAGUGCAACUCCAUGCAAGUGCAGAUAGAGAGGCUUGUGGGGAAGAAAAAGGGAUUUUUCAAGUGGAAGAAGUUUGGAUUACCUUCAUUCAAGGGGGUUGAUGUGAUUCACAAAAUUGAAGAGGUUGACGAAGAGUCGGAAUUUGGCAAGGAAACGCCUCUGGGCAUUAAAACCAAGCUGGUGAGAGGGAAGACUCCUCCCCCCAAGUGGAGGAAAUCCAUGUCUUGAUGAUCAAGGUGAAGAAGGCUAAGGAUUUAUUAAUUAAUAAGCAAGUUUAAUUUUGUUGUUUUAGUAUUUAUGCUUUAAUUUGUUAUUACUUAUGCACUGACUUUCUGAAAUAUUGUAAGGCUUAUAUAUAUAUAUAGGUGUGUGUAUGUAUAUUUUCUUCUGUUCUAAACUCUAAAGAUGGGUAUUACUGUAAUAAUUAGCAAAUUAUCCUUGACCUAGCAAGAGGUUUCAAUUUUAAGCCAAGGUAACUUUGUUGUUCA